AUUGUGUGUGUGUGUGUGAGAGAGAGAGAGAGGCAUUGGGAGAAUCUGUAUGAGCUCUAUGAACUUUCACCUAGAUCGUGUGAGAGAAAGAGAGAGAGAGCGAGAGAGAGAACAGCGCUAUAGCCUGGGGCUUCCCUUUGCAGACUUUCAUCAAUGUCCUAGUGGAUUUUGUAGUCCGGACAGAGAAGUUGUAGGAGCAGAACUUCACUUUCAAGCAGUUCUGUGUUCUUUUGAAGAAGAGUUAGGAGCGAACUAAAAUUCUGUCAUAUGGCUGGAGUCACUCAGGCAUGCUGCCAGUGCUUCAAGGUCUGUCGUGUUGAGUGACGGGCCGUGUAAAAGAGGACUGUAAGGACGAAGAACCCCUUGUGGUGUGCGUGUAUGUGUGUGUGAGGCGAGGGUUUGUCCGUCAUGGGUGUGUUGGCCUGGCUGAAGAGCCAGUUCAUCCUGCAGCUCCUCAUCGGCUUCGUAUUCGUGGUCAGCGGCCUCAUCCUCAACUUCAUUCAGCUGUGCACCUGCGUGCUUUGGCCAAUCAACAGGCAGCUCUACCGCAGGAUCAACACCCGCUUGGCCUAUUCGCUAUGGAGCCAGUUGGUGAUGCUUUUAGAGUGGUGGUCAGCAACAGAGUGCACACUCUAUAUGGACGAGAGUUUUGUGAAAGACUUCGGAAAAGAGCAUGUCAUCGUCAUCCUCAACCACAACUACGAAAUCGAUUUCCUGUGCGGCUGGGCCAUGUGUGAGAGAUACGGCGUUCUGGGGAGCUCCAAGGUCCUGGCGAAACACGAGCUGCUGAAAGUUCCUCUGAUCGGCUGGACCUGGUACUUCCUGGAGAUCGUGUUCUGUAAGAGAAAGUGGGAGGAGGACAGGGAGACGGUGCUUAAGGGGCUCAACCAACUCCGGGAUUAUCCCGAGGCCAUGUGGUUCCUGCUGUACUGUGAGGGAACACGGUUUACGGAGAAAAAGCACCAGAUCAGCAUGCAGGUGGCUGAGAGUAAAGGUCUCCCCAAACUGAAAUACCACCUACUGCCACGCACCAAAGGCUUCACCACCACACUGCAAUGCCUGAAGGGAACAGUCAAAGCCGUAUACGACGUCACACUGAAUUUUAAAGAUAAGGAGAACCCCACGCUGCUAGGCAUCAUCAAUGGCAAGAAAUACAGAGCUGACAUGAAAGUCAGGCGAUUCGCGGUCGAGGAGAUCCCGGACGAUGAGAAGGAGUGUGCUCAAUGGCUUCACAAGCUCUAUCAGGAGAAGGAUGAACUCCAAGAGUACUAUUUCAAGGAGGGACGUUUCCCAGGAAACACGGUCAAGCCCAAACGCCGGUUAUGGACCCUGCUCAACUUCCUGUUCUGGGCGACAAUACUGCUGUCUCCACUCAUUAACUUCGCCUGGGACGUCUUCGUCAGUGGCUCACCUCUCCUCAUCAUCAGCUUCAUGAUCUUCCUCAUUAUUGCUUCCGUAGCUGUACGGCGUCUCAUCGGCGUGACCGAGGUGAACAAAACAGGCUCCAGCUAUGGAAAUGUGGAAUCCAAGAAAGAAAACUAGAACUUUCAGCUGGUCUGACUGCCCGCGGCCACUGCAUCGCUCACUUUCAUCGCUAAGGGCAUGGAAUCGCCCGCCUGUGCAGUCGUCCUCCUUUUUAACAAAGAAAAAAAAAUGCGGGGUGGGGCGGGUAAUUUAAAAAAAAUGUCAACAUGGCAUCGAAGCAUGUGGGGGUGGGAUGGGGAAUGUAGAUGAUUCUAAGUUUAUAAACUAGAGUAAUACUUAUUAAUUACGAUGAUCAUUAAAAACGAACAAAGUGUGAAAGCAUUCGAGAUUAUCGUUUCCCUCGGCAGCCUGGACUCUGACGGUUGACCGAGAGGGGAUGUGGCAGCUCCGUCCUCUCCUGCUUACUUAGUCUCUCACUAGGACCAACAUCCUUAAAGAUUUCCACAGCGCCAUGCAAUGUGGACUGUUUCUGUUUCAGCCCCAUAGCUGGGUUUUGCCCAUUUCUGGUCCAUAAGCAUAAUAAUACCCCUGUGCACGGCUCUGCAGCUCUCCCACUGUCCAGCUGUUACAAUUCCAGCUGCGAAAUCAUACAACACGAUCAAGUCCAGGUUUCGGUCAAAAGCUUAACUCAAAUUUUACUUAAAACCCGGAAAAAAUUAUUAUUAUUAUUUUUUUUUUUUUUUUAAGUUGUCUGUGGACAGCAAAGCACAGGUGACAACCAAAGCCUCUGCAUUGUAGUCAGAAGACUCUGAGAUGAGUCCUUGAUUGUGAUUAGAAUAACUGCAGGGUUCAAAAUUAAAAACACAGGGUCAAGAAGAGAAAAAGCGAAGUUAGUUCGGUGCCUCAUUAUUCCUUGGAAUUAGCGUACAGUGGUGAACUGAUGAGUCAGCUUCAUGUGAAAUCUUCUUGUGUUAGGACCACUUCUGUUUAAGACUAGUUAGGGCCUCUUCUGUUUAAGGACUGCCUGAAGAAAUGUGACUAAACAACAGAUUCGAGUUACAUAUUAAAAUGUUGAAAAAGGUUUGUGGAAUUGAAAUAAUUGCACAGCCCCUCGUUCAACGUUUAGACAGUUGAUUAGUAGCUAAAUUUAGAACAAUGUGAAGUUCUUGAACGGACAAAUGGACCGAGAGGUUCGGCUUCUGUAGUUUACUCACUGUGAGAAAUGGCUUUGUAACACGAUUGAGAAUCGUCAAUGAGUUUGGAUGUUGAUGAACUACUUCUCCUUUUUUUUUUUUUCCUAGUUGCGUCAUAAAUAAAUAUCCAGACAUCAUCUCCAAUACAUUUCCUAUUGGAAUUUAGCAAUAGUAAUGAACCAUUUGGCUCAUGGGUGGUUUGGUGGAGAAAAAUUAAAAUGUCACUUGAUGACCUUCCUUUAGUCUUUGUUUUUGAAAUGAAGACUCAACACAGGGCUGUACUAUAGGACACAUGGCUUCAUAGUUUGGUGAGUUAGCCUUGUGUUUAGUUUUGCUAAGUGAGAUAACCAACUUUACACUGGAUUUACCUUUUAUUCUGCCAGUCAUCUUACUCCGGCAUGGAGAUUUUGAAGUUUUUUACCAUCAAAGACCAUUUAAUCUGGGCUAAUAGUGCAGCUUUUUGUUUUUAAUCUGUGUUCAUACAGAAAAAAAACAUUUACCACAAAACCUGAAAGGAUUUUUUUUUAUGUAUAAUGUGUUGAUGUUAUGAUUUUGGGGGAUUUUCAUCUGCACUCUGUAUCCUCACUUGCACCAAAUUUGUGCAAUGGGCUUUCACUGUGCAAAUCCUGCAUGAGUUAAAAGUUUACUAGUGAGUGGUACAGUAGGCCAUUUGAGGAUUGAAGUUUGUCUUUCUUUUUUU
This is a messenger RNA of Hemibagrus wyckioides, 3318 nucleotides long. It is a transcript of the gene agpat3, whose product is annotated as 1-acylglycerol-3-phosphate O-acyltransferase 3. The coding region runs from base 409 to 1542 and encodes 377 amino acids. NCBI's taxonomy places the organism in Eukaryota, Metazoa, Chordata, Actinopteri, Siluriformes, Bagridae. Gene Ontology annotation, molecular function: 1-acylglycerol-3-phosphate O-acyltransferase activity. The record is from RefSeq and is a predicted model, not a curated record. Gene Ontology annotation, cellular component: endoplasmic reticulum; endomembrane system. The transcript has 10 exons.